Prinia subflava (tawny-flanked prinia) is the source of this 6182-nucleotide messenger RNA. It is a transcript of the gene THSD7B, whose product is annotated as thrombospondin type 1 domain containing 7B. Gene Ontology annotation, cellular component: plasma membrane. Bases 290 to 5101 code for a protein of 1603 amino acids. The record is from RefSeq and is a predicted model, not a curated record. Lineage: Eukaryota; Metazoa; Chordata; Aves; Passeriformes; Cisticolidae. Gene Ontology annotation, biological process: actin cytoskeleton organization. The transcript has 29 exons.
CCCUCCGCGCCGCGGGGCCGAGCGGGGACUGCGCGCCCGUCCCGCCCCGCUCGCCCGCGGCGCCGGCACCGCAGAGCUCCCGCCGCAGCGCGCCGCGCCGCGCUCCAUGCCGCGCUCCGGGAUGCGAGGAGGUGCGGCCGCCCCGCUGCCGGGGGAGAGGGAAGUCGGUGACUCCGUUUUCCGACCGUCCUAGACGGUGACUGCGAUGCUGAAGGCACUGGGCGAGUGGCUCCUCCUCAGCUCCUCUGUGUGAGGACCAAAGAAUACAAGAGACUGAAUUAUCUGAAUUAUGCUUCUACAACAGAACUGGGUUUCUCCUCAUUGGGCAUGGCAGAGCCUGGGGAAGCCCUUCCUUUUGUUUGUUUUCUUCAUGUUGCAAACAGCUGAUCUGGAAGCCAGGAGAGGUCACCAGUUUGUCUGGAAAACAGGUCACUGGGGCCGCUGCAUCGGGGACUGCGGCUCGGGCGGCGUUCGCAGCCGGGCCGUGUGGUGCACCCACGCCGAGGGCUGGACCACCUUCCACGCCAACUGCGACCAGCAGGACAGACCCGAGAGCCAGCGGAGGUGCUUUAAAGUCUGCGACUGGCACCUGGAGCUCUUCGAGUGGGAGGUUUCGGCAUGGGACAGGUGCGGGCUCGUCUCGGCCGCGGGUGCUGAGGCGGGGGCCGAGGUUUGCGUCACCGCGCAGCACGGCCUGCAGCGCCGCAGCGUCCGCUGCCUGCAGAAGCUGAACAGGACGGCGGUGUCCAGCGAGAUCUGUGAGUAUUUCAGCCCGCAGCCGCCCUCGGAGCAGGCCUGCCUGGUGCCCUGCCCGCGGGACUGCGUCGUGUCGCAGUUCUCCGGCUGGUCCCCGUGCGGCGCGGGCUGCGCCCGCACGCUGCAGCACCGCACGCGGGCCGUCAUCGCGCCUCCGCUCUACGGCGGCGCCCCGUGCCCCAACCUGACGGAGUCCAGAGCCUGUGGAGCUCCUGCCUGUCCCCUCGGGGAGGAGGAGCACACCUACAGCCUCCGCCUGGGCCCCUGGGGCGAAUGCCGGCUGCCGCAUCCUAAAGACGUGGAGCUGGCGGGGAGGACUAUGCUGGAUUUGGGGUCGGACUCUGGAGAGAGAAGCACGUCCGGACUUCCCGGCGCUCAUCCGCAGCAGCACGCCGGGGAGGCGGAGAUCGGGUACCAAACCAGGCAGGUCAGGUGUGUGCGGAGCGAUGGCAAACCCGCGGCGCUGAGCCUCUGCCUGCAAGACCCCGUCCCCGUGACCUCCAGGUCCUGUGUGAUCCCCAAGGCCUGCGCCACGUCCGAGUGGUCCCCGUGGAGCCGGUGCUGGCGCAGCUGCGGCUGGGGCAGCCCGGCGCCGGGGCUGCGGAGCCGGCGCCGCAGCGUGCGCAGCCUGCCCAUGGGCGAUGGGGAGCCGUGCCCCGAGCUGGAGGAGAGGGAAGCCUGCACUGGAGGAGGGAAGGCACCGCUGCAGCCCUGCCCCAGGUUUGCCUGGAGGACUUCUGAAUGGACAGCCUGUCAAGUGUCUGUGCCCCUCGAGCAGCAGGACCGUCACCAGCAGAAGCAGGCAGGGCUGUGUGGAGGUGGGAUCCAAACGCGGGUGGUCUUCUGUGCCCAGAUCAUCGUGGAGCCGGGGGCGCACCGGCCGAAGGAGGUUUCCAGACCAGUGGAUGGGAAGCUUUGCCAGGGUGCUGCCCCUGCCACCUCCCAGGUGUGUCACCUGCCGUGCCCGGCCGAGUGCGCCGUGUCCUCGUGGGCCCCGUGGGGUCCCUGCCUGCCCGAGAGCUGCCAGCACCGCCACGGAGGGAGAGGCUUCAGGACGAGGCGGAGGCAGGUGCUGGUGGAUCCUGUGGGCACGCUGGCGGGCUGUCCCCACCUGCUGGAGUGGCUGCCGUGUGACGACGCGCGGUGCCACGAGUGGCUGCUCUCGGAGGGGCCCUGCGCGCCCCACCGGGGCGGGUGCGGGCCCGGGCACCGCGUCCUGAGGGCUGUCUGCAGGAGCAGGACAGGGGAGGAAGUCCCACAUCACCUGUGCUCAGAGCUUCCCCGCGCCGAGCUGGUGCCGUGUGAGGUCCCGUGUGCCAGGGACUGCGUGGUCAGCGAGUGGUCCCCGUGGUCCCCCUGCUCCCACUCCUGCUCCAGCAAAAACGCCGAGGGCACUCAGAGCAGGAGCAGGUCCAUCCUGGCCCUUCCAGCCGAGGGUGGAAGGUCCUGUCCCCCUGAGCGAGCCCUGCAGGAGCAGCGUGCCUGCAAUGAGCACCCGUGUGUGCAUUUCUUCUGGGAGGCGUCUCCCUGGAGCUCCUGCUCCCAGGACGCGCUGGGCGCCGCGCUCAACGCCACCGUCCCCAGCGGGGACGCCGCCUGCGGGGUGGGCAUCCAGACCAGGAAAGUCUUCUGCAGGAAGAGCAGCUCUGGCCAGGUCACUCCCAAAAGGUGUCCGGAGUCCCUGCGGCCUGAGGCGGUGCGGCCGUGUCUCCUCCCCUGCAGGAGGGACUGUGUUGUCACACUGUUCAGUGAGUGGACACCCUGUCCCACAGCCUGUCAGCCUGGCAAUGCCACUGCAGUCAAGCAGUCCCGGUACAGGAUUAUCCUUCAGGAUUCUGCCAGUGGGGGGCAGGCAUGUCCGGACACCUUGUACGAGGAAAGAGAAUGUGAAGAUGUUCCCAUCUGUCCAGUGUACAGGUGGAGGAGCCAGCGCUGGAGCCCCUGUGUGCUGGUGCCGGAGGCGGCGCGGCGGGGCCUGCCGGGGCACGGCGAGGCGUGCGGGCACGGCCUGCAGUCCCGGGCUGUGACGUGCGUGUCGGAGCAGGGGGUCUCUGCCGCCGUCGGGGACUGCGUGCGGUGGGCGGGAGCGAUGCCCGCGCUCGUCCAGGAGUGCCUCGUUCCCUGCAAGGACGACUGCACUUUCACCCCCUGGUCUAAAUUCACAGCCUGCUCCUUGGACUGCGGCACAACCAGGAGCAGGAGGCGGUCACUCACAGGGCGAAGCAGAAAGCGAGACAAAUGCCAGAACACAGAAGUUUAUCCUCAAGUUGAAACAGAGCCGUGCCCCUGUGAGGCGUUCACCUCGCAGCCCCACGGGAACUGGUCUGACUGCGUUAUCAGAGGGGCUCCAGCCCAGCCACAGCCGGGAGUGCCGGCGCAGGGAGCGGCCAGGGAGUGUGGCCAGGGCGUGCGGCUGCGAGCCAUCGCCUGCUACGACCAGGCCGGCAGGCUGGUGGAGCCGUCCCACUGCAGCGCUUCAGGUUACAUUGAGGAGCCUUGCACGGUCCCUUGCCCGUUUGAUUGCAAAUUAAGCGAUUGGUCCAGUUGGUCUCCUUGCAGCUCCUCCUGUGGCCCGGGGGUGCGAGUGCGAUCCAAGUGGCUCAAGGAGAAGCCCUACAACGGAGGUCGUCCCUGCCCCAAGCUGGAUCUCAGGAAUCAGGUGCACGAGGCAGUCCCAUGCUACAGCGAGUGCAAUCAGUAUUCCUGGGAAGCAGGACCAUGGUCUCCAUGUGAAAUCAGCAGCGAACAAAAUUCCCUCCACUGUGGAGAAGGAACACAAACGAGGAAGGUCAGGUGUGUGAGCACUGCUGAGGACCACGGCGUGGAGACUGUUCCCAACACUCUGUGUAACCAGGCUGAAGUCCCAGAGGCAGAGCAGAAGUGUAGCUUGUACUGUCCCAGUGAGUGUGCAAUGUCUGACUGGGGACAGUGGAGCCCGUGUCCACAGGUGUGUGACCCCAAUGUUAUGCAAACCCGAACCCGACACGUGCUGAGGUAUUCUGUCAGUUCCAAGCCCUGCCCUGAGGAUUCACAAACGAAGCCAUGUAUUCUUAAUCAGAAUUGCUUCCAGUACCAGUACAACCUAACAGGCUGGAGCGGGUGCCAGCUGGGUGCCAAUGCCAGCUGCGGGCACGGGGAGCGGCGCCGCCUCCUGAGCUGCCAGCGCAGCGACGGGGCCACGGUCAGCAUGCAGCUCUGCCAGCAGCUGCAGCUGGAGAAGCCCGUGCCCACGAGCAGCCGGUGUGUGGUGGGGUGCGCCGUGGACUGCCAGCUCUCGCCGUGGUCAGCCUGGUCGCAGUGCUCACACACGUGUGGCGCCGGCGGCCAGAUGGUGCGUGGGCGCUCCGUGGUGCUGCGGGCGGCGGGCGAGGGCCGGCCCUGCCCGGAGCAGCUCACGCAGCACAGGAGCUGCCCGGUGAAGCCCUGCUACAGCUGGCUGCUGGGGCCCUGGUCCCCCUGCACCCUGCAGGGUGGACAGUGUGGAGACGGAUUGCAAGUCCGCAACCUCACGUGUGUGGUGCACGAUGCAUCAGCUUCUGCUGCAUCCAAACCGGUAGAAAAUGCAUUAUGUGGUGAGCUACCAUCGAAAGGAAGUGUGCUGCAGUUACCCUGCUCUGUGCCUUGCCCAGGCGACUGCCACCUGACAGAGUGGUCGGAGUGGAGCUCCUGUGAGCUCACCUGCAUCAGUGGCAGGAGCUUUGAGACCAGCGGGCGCCAGUCUCGCUCCCGGGCCUUCCUCGUGCAGUCCGCAGAGAGCCGGGGGAGCUGCUCUGGCCAGGAGGUGGAGACCCGGCCCUGCUCAGGAGGGAAGUGUUACGAGUACCUGUGGCAAACGGGCCCGUGGCGAGACAACGUGCGCGCGGUGUGGUGUCAGCGCUCGGAUGGAAUCAAUGUCACAGGAGGGUGUCCUCUUCGGACGAAGCCUGCCGACGUCCAGCACUGCAGCCCAGCGUGCAGAAAACCCUUCUCCUACUGCACACAGAGAGGAGUCUGCGGCUGCGAGCGGGGAUAUACAGAAAUAAUGAGAUCAAAUGGGCUCCUGGAUUACUGCGUGAAGGUACCAGGUUUAGAAGAUAAGAAAGCUGAUGUUAAGACCAUUGCCGGAAAAAAUAAACCUGUCAACUCCAAAAUGCAUGACAUUUUCAAAGGAUGGUCUAUUCAACCUUUUAAUCCAGAUGGUAAACUGAAGAUAUGGGUGUAUGGAGUAUCAGCUGGAGGGUUCUUCAUCAUCGUUUUCCUGAUUUUUACAUCUUACCUGAUGUGCAAAAAAACGAAGCAGCAUCAAAGCCCUCCACCACAGCAGAAGCCUCUGACCCUGGCCUAUGAUGGAGACAUUGAUAUGUAACAUAAACCAGAAAUCCAAAUGUAGACAUCGACUGCCUUAACUGCUUUCUUUUUUGGAACUCUGCGACUUCUCAGUUUUUUGAGGAAUCUCCUGAUGUAAAAUAUCCUGGGCAGAACAGAAGUAUUGCAAGCUGAAAAUUUUGCCACCUCUUUAUUAAAAAAAAUCAAUGGGGUAAAAAACUUGGAUCUUGUGCAACUUUUCUGAAGACAUCAGAAACUACAUCCCUUCCUGUUGAACAAUGGGAAUAACAAAAAAAGAAAGAGAGAAUCUACAGACAUCAAAAGGAAUUGGUUAAAAAAAAAGGCAUGACAAUCCCAAGGAAAUGGUGACAUUUACUGUAAAUGACAAGUUUGACACAGCAUCAUUAUGCACUAUAUUAGUGCAGGGUUCUUUAUUCUUCACAUACUUCAACAAUGAGUUUUCUAGUGUUUACAUUUCGUUCAAAGACUUUAAAACCAGAUCAUGUAUUUUGAGAAAUGCAAGGAAGAAUGAGUUGAAGUGUCUGAAGUUAUCAGGUUUUCUAAAGUUUCUUCUUUCUUAUCCUGUUUUCUAGUCUGGAAUAUGAUUUUGCUUCAUUUCCACCUACAGGACAGAAUAAGGAUUGUUAUGAAAAGGCAUAGGUGGUUUCUUAACCAAGAAUAUUUUCUAAAGAGCUGAGUAGAUAGGUGUUUUGAUGAAUGGCUAGAGGAUUUGAUUGUUUUAAAAGGAUUUUAAAUUAAAUUAAACCAUGUAGAUACAUUAUGGCCAGUUUAAAUCGUUAUUCAGUUUAAUUAAAACAAACUCUGCUUUUGUAUUUAAAUUUUCUUAUCUGAAAUAUUUAUAAAUUCCUUUUUUUGAAUUUAAUUACCUGACCUCAUUUAAUAUACAUCAAACACAAAUGCAGUUUGUAGAAGGUCUUGCUUUUUUAAAUGUUUCAGAACCACUGAGAAGUUACAUGUCGUAAAAUUCCGGGAACAUUUGAAGAGGGUAAGUGUUUAUAAUAGUGUGUGUUGCAAGUAAGAAAGUGCCAUCUUGUGGUAUUGACUUGUAUUUAUAAGCAAAUAAAAUGCUAAAGAGAGUGAGAAACUUGCUUCUGGUAUGU